AUGGGUGAGUUCUUCUUCAACAUUGACCAUGGGUAUUUGGAGGCUUUGACUCGUGGAUUGAAAGGUGGACUUUUGACUCAACCGGAUUAUGCCAAUUUGGUUCAAUGUGAAACUUUGGAAGGUAAUUUUUAUUCUUUUCAUUUUUGUUUUCAUUCUUAAUCUUCAUAGAUCUUAAACUCCAUGUUCAAUCAACCGAUUAUGGAAACUUUUUGGCCAAUGAACCAGGAGCGAUUACAGUUCAAGUAAUUGAUGAAAAACUCAAAGAAAAAUUGGUAACCGAGUUCACUCAUCUUCGCAAUAAUGCACUCGAGCCAUUGGCAACUUUUUUGGAUUAUAUCACGUAAGUUUUCCGGGGAUAUGUAGUUUUUUAUGGUUGAGAACAAUUUUUGUAAAAUUUUAAUUCCAGUUUUGAAAAAAAAAUAUUUCAGUUAUUCAUACAUGAUUGAUAACAUCAUUUUGUUGAUUACUGGAACUCUUCAUCAACGUCCAAUCAGUGAAUUAAUCAACAAAUGUCAUCCAUUGGGAUCUUUCGAACAAAUGGAAGCUAUUCAUAUCGCUUCAACUCCAGCUGAACUUUACAAUGCUGUUUUGGUUGAUACACCACUCGGUAUGCUUGAAUUAUUUAGAAAAAAGUUUUCAUUUUCUUUUAAUUAUACUUUUUAGCCAAUUAUUUCGUUGAUUGUAUCAAUGAGCAAGAUUUGGACGAAAUGAACGUCGAAUUGAUCAGAAACACUUUGUACAAGGCGUACAUUGAGGAUUUUUAUAACUUCUGCAGUAAUCUUGGCGGAAAAACUGCUGAAGUUAUGUGCGAUAUUUUGGCUGUUAGUUUAUUGUUUUCGAAAAUUAAUUUUUAAAAUUUCAAUUAUUUAUUAAAUUUAUUUUUUGCAGUUUGAAGCUGAUCGUCGUUCAAUUAUCAUCACAAUCAAUUCUUUUGAUACCGAAUUGAGCAAAGAUGAUAGACAAAAAUUGUAUCCACGUUGUGGAAAAUUGUAUCCAGAUGGAUUGAAUGGAUUGGCAAGAGCUGAUGAUUAUGAACAAGUUAAACAAGUUUGCGAAUAUUAUUCCGAUUAUAAGCCACUUUUCGAAGGAUCUGGAAAUGGACCAGGCGAGAAAACUUUGGAAGACAAAUUUUUCGAACACGAAGUCAAAAUGAAUGUUCAUUCGUAUUUGCAUCAAUUCCAUUUCGGUGUAUUUUAUGCAUUCAUUAAACUCAAGGUAUUUUUUAAAAGUUCAUUUUAUGACAAAAUUUUAAUUUUAAAAUAUUUGAAGGAACAAGAAAUGCGCAACAUAAUUUGGAUCGCUGAAUGCAUCUCUCAAAGACACCGUGCUAAAAUCGACAACUACAUCCCAAUCCUGUAA
This is a messenger RNA of Caenorhabditis angaria, 1359 nucleotides long. The record is from the annotation of a GenBank genome assembly. Lineage: Eukaryota; Metazoa; Nematoda; Chromadorea; Rhabditida; Rhabditidae.